UUAACAUAUCAACUCCACAUAUCAUUUUUGCGUGUGUGUAUUCAAAUUGUGCAGUUUUACAAAAAAAUUAAAAUAAGGUUUUUGAACAAAUCGAGCGGUUUUGAGCAAAGUGAAGUGGUUAUUCAGUUUCAGAAAAUUUCGGAAGCAAAGAAAAAAAAAAAUCGAUCGUAUCAGUAUCAGUGACUGAAGAUAACCAACCAGGAGAGAUCUGCACCAUUGUAGCGCGCUGAGUGUUUGUUGGUGGUGUUGAGUAGUGUUUUUCGGGAAAAUAAUAUCAUCAUUGAAGAGGAGGAAAAGCAUUAAGCUCUAAUCUGAGGGCACUAUGUGUUAUCGGUUUCUGUGAAAUCGUUACUUUGAGUGAAAAAUACAUUUUAAUUUUGAUUUCGUUUUUGUUUGGAAAAAUCCAAAGUGAGUUUAGUUGUUUCUACCGAUAUCGUUCUAUCAGCCGAAUAAUGUAAUCAGCUGUAAAAGAUUUCAUAAGUGAUAUAAAAGAAAAAAAAAAUCAAAGGUUUCCAUUGUGGAGAAAAGUAGCAUCCCUGAAGCAAAGAUUGAUUGUGUAUCAUCUACAAGAAUAUAAAAAAAUGUCAGCUUUACGUUUGUGGUUGAGCAUGAUUCCUCUCCUGCUGUGCAUAGCUGUGAUAAGCCGCCCCGUAUAUGGAAUAUUCGACCGGCUGGUGGUGCAGACGAGCAGUGGCCCUAUUCGGGGUCGUUCGACAAUGGUGCUAAGUCGCGAAGUACAUGUGUUCAAUGGAGUUCCGUUUGCAAAACCACCAGUCGAUGGUCUGCGCUUCCGCAAGCCUGUCCCAGCUGAGCCAUGGCAUGGUGUAUUGGAUGCUACACGAUUACCACCCUCGUGUAUUCAGGAAAGGUAUGAAUAUUUUCCCGGCUUCGCAGGCGAAGAGAUGUGGAAUCCUAAUACGAACGUAUCGGAAGAUUGCCUGUAUCUGAACAUUUGGGUGCCCACCAAGACCCGUUUGCGUCAUGGCCGUGGCCUAAACUUUGGAAGCAACGACUACUUUCAGGACGAUGAUGACUUCCAACGCCAGCAUCAAUCCAAGAGUGGCCUUGGAAUGCUAGUGUGGAUAUAUGGUGGGGGUUUUAUGAGCGGUACAUCAACACUGGACGUUUAUAAUGCUGAAAUGCUUGCGGCGGUUGGAAACGUGAUCGUGGCGUCCAUGCAGUACCGAGUGGGCGCUUUUGGGUUCUUCUACCUCGCGCCUUACUUGAAUGGAAACGAGAACGAUUCACCUGGUAACGUUGGUCUGUGGGAUCAAGCGCUGGCUAUUCGGUGGUUGAAGGAGAACGCCAAAGUCUUUGGCGGUGAUCCUGAUUUAAUUACUCUGUUCGGUGAGUCAGCAGGUGGUAGCUCUGUGAGUCUACAUCUACUGUCGCCUGCCACACGGGGGCUAUCGCGGAGAGGCAUCCUGCAAUCUGGUACGCUGAAUGCACCGUGGAGUCAUAUGACUGCCGAAAAGGCUCUGUCGGUUGCGGAAGCACUAAUCGACGACUGCAACUGUAAUGUGACGCUAUUGAAGGACAACCCCAACUAUGUAAUGAACUGCAUGCGGAAUGUCGAUGCUAAAACUAUAUCAGUCCAGCAAUGGAAUUCAUACUCCGGAAUUCUAGGAUUUCCAUCCGCACCAACAAUUGAUGGGGAGUUUAUGACUGGUGAUCCGAUGACAAUGCUACGAGAAGCAAAUUUGGAAGGUGUUGAAAUUUUGGUGGGAAGUAAUCGAGAUGAAGGCACAUACUUUCUGUUGUACGAUUUCAUCGAUUAUUUCGAGAAGGAUGCAGCAACGUCGUUACCGAGAGAUAAGUUCUUGGAAAUAAUGAACACCAUCUUCAGCAAAGCGUCCGAGCCGGAGCGUGAAGCGAUUAUAUUCCAGUACACUGGCUGGGAAAGCGGAAAUGAUGGAUAUCAAAACCAACAACAAGUGGGCCGAAGUGUAGGAGAUCAUUUCUUCAUCUGUCCUACUAAUGAAUUCGCCCUUGGCUUAGCCGAACGAGGUGCUUCUGUGUACUAUUACUACUUUACUCAUCGUACAAGUACGUCGCUGUGGGGUGAAUGGAUGGGUGUGUUGCAUGGUGAUGAAGUGGAAUACAUCUUCGGACAACCCAUGAACAUAUCGCUACAAUAUCGGCAGAGGGAACGAGAUCUCAGUAGACGAAUGGUGCUCUCAGUUAGUGAAUUUGCACGAUCAGGCAAUCCCGCCCUGGAAGGAGAGCACUGGCCGGUGUACACCAAGGACAAUCCUAUCUAUUUCAUUUUCAAUGCGGAAGGUGAAGAUGAUCUUCGUGGCGAAAAGUACGGACGGGGUCCAAUGGCGACGGCAUGUGCAUUCUGGAACGAUUUCUUACCCCGACUGAGGGCAUGGUCUGUUCCACCAAAGCCAUCGUGCAACAUAUUGGAGCAAACUUCGGCGGCAAGAAUCUUGUUCGUAGAUAUCAAAAUUGUAACCGUACUUAUGGUGUUCAUUCUAGUGAGAUUAUUCUAAACUCGUCCGUCAUCUAUUCUCCCAUCCCACUCUUAUGAAGCAAAACUAGGCUAUAUCUAUCUGUACCUAGAGAAGGUUAAACUGGAGCUUUAUAUGUGGUCAUUCCCCACCAAAGGACUUUACUUCAAUACUGAAGCGUGUUUCAAAUUACCGAAGAGGAUACAAAAGGAACAAUCAAUUUGAUGUUUUCGCCAAGUGAGAGUUUGGGAAUUGAUUGGAACAUUCCAAUUGCAUGCGGAUUUCACGGUGCAACCUAGUCUGUCCUGAUGUGAUCGAUGAAAGCCAAUACUCGAUAAGAUUGCAUGGAUGAUUUGAGCUUGAUUGGUGAGGCGCGGGCGCUUUAUACACCAUAAUUUUGUUGAGACACACACUCACUCACUCACAAACACACACACACACGCACCCACAAACACAUACACACACAC
Messenger RNA from Ochlerotatus camptorhynchus, 2920 nucleotides. It is a transcript of the gene Ace, whose product is annotated as Acetylcholine esterase. Gene Ontology annotation, molecular function: acetylcholinesterase activity. The transcript has 11 exons. The coding region runs from base 582 to 2495 and encodes 637 amino acids. Lineage: Eukaryota; Metazoa; Arthropoda; Insecta; Diptera; Culicidae. Gene Ontology annotation, cellular component: plasma membrane. The record is from RefSeq and is a predicted model, not a curated record. Gene Ontology annotation, biological process: choline metabolic process; acetylcholine catabolic process in synaptic cleft.